This is a messenger RNA of Emericellopsis atlantica, 1473 nucleotides long. RefSeq names its product D-isomer specific 2-hydroxyacid dehydrogenase. Gene Ontology annotation, molecular function: hydroxypyruvate reductase [NAD(P)H] activity; NAD binding; glyoxylate reductase (NADPH) activity. Gene Ontology annotation, cellular component: cytosol. The transcript has 2 exons. Lineage: Eukaryota; Fungi; Ascomycota; Sordariomycetes; Hypocreales; Bionectriaceae. The coding region runs from base 186 to 1199 and encodes 337 amino acids. The record is from RefSeq and is a predicted model, not a curated record.
GCCCGGACUUCUCCUCUGCCGGUCAUGACGGCGGGCAUGAUUUAGUCCGCGCAUCUCCACCCCGGACGGACAUCAACCCGCACACUGCCGACUCACUCAAAUAGCUCAUACCAAGUCUCCUUUUCUCUUAUUGAUGUUACCCAUCGCUUGAGCAUCAUCAUAUAGAAUCGUCCCAAAAACUAACAAUGGGCGACGUACUCCUCAUUGGCGACCUCAAGUUCGUCGACCCGGAGUGGUCAUCCCUCUCCUCCGAACCAGGCGUAUCAGCGCUCCACGAGUACCGCACCGGCAGUCGCGAUGAUUUCCUCAGCAAGCUGAGUUCAGGCACAUAUGGCAACAUCGUCGCCCUCUACCGGUCCAACGACUCUACGAAGGUCACGGGGCCUUUUGACGAGGAGCUCAUCUCCAAGCUACCCUCUUCGCUCCGGUACAUCUGCCACAGCGGCGCAGGCUACGAUAACAUUGACGUGGCCGCCGCCACCCGGCGCGGCAUCCAGGUCUCCAGCACCCCGCAGGCCGUCGACAAUGCUACGGCUGACACAGCUGUGCUCUGUAUGCUCGGUGCGCUGCGCCUCGCCAACGUUGGCAUGGACAUUCUCCGAAGGGGACGAUGGGGACAAGAGCCGCUACCCACGGCACACGAUCCGCAGGGAAAAGUUCUCGGCAUUCUGGGCAUGGGGAGCAUAGGACGCAACUUUGCCGCCAAGGCACGGGCCUUUGGGAUGACGAUCCAGUAUCACAACCGUUCGCGGCUGGCCCCCGAGGCAGAGGAGGGCGCGCGGUACGUGUCGUUCGAGGAGCUGCUGCGGACAAGUGACGUGCUGAGCCUGAACCUGAACCUGAGCAAGGCCACGGAGCAUAUCAUCGGCAAGGACCAGCUGGCCAUGAUGAAGAAGGGCGUCACGAUUGUCAACACGGCGCGGGGCAAGCUGAUGGAUGAGGCGGCGCUGGUGGAGGCUCUGAACGAUGGUGAUCGGAUAUGGAGCGUGGGGCUGGAUGUGUUUGAGGAGGAGCCCAAGGUGCAUCCGGGGCUGAUUGACAAUCCGCGCGUGUUCUUGCUUCCGCAUAUCGGCACGUUGACGUUUGAGACACGGCGCGCGAUGGAAAUGCUUGUCAUCGACAAUAUUAAGUCUGCUCUGACGACUGGGAAACUCAUCACACGCGUCAAGGAGCAGGAUAAUAUGGAUGGUGCCAAGUGAGGGUGCAGGCUCUGUACAGGCAAGCAAUUUGUUCUGAGCCAGCAUGGGUACUAUACUGUACGAAGAUGUGGUUUGUAUUCCAGCAUCGGGGGGCUGGUGUUUGAUGUCACAAGCCGAGUCGGCAGCUGGAACAUCUACUUUUUUCGGGUUUUGGUGUGUCUGUGGCAAGGGAUCAGGCAAAGACUUACAGAUCGUAAUUCAUUCGCUCCAAGUCUCAAUGAGCAUGGCGCAAGCUGUCCUGUCCUGACGGUAGAAAACGAAGAGGUGACGAGCC